AGCAGAAAGUGUUCCGAACAGAUGAAACUUUUAUCAGGAGAUUCUAUAAUUCAAAAGCUGUUAAAUUCUAAAUCGUAAUUUCAUUCAGUGCAUGAUAGCACUUAAUACAGAAACAAACAAAUACAGAAAAACAAGCAGAAACACCGCGUUUGAAACUUUAAUAUCCGUAUUCUCAGAAUGAUGUAAAUUUGUGUAAUUCGAGAUAACGAUUCGUUUAAUUGAGUAAGUGGUAGGCACCAAGUGGGGUGAUGUUUUCGUGAGAUGGCAGCCGAAUUCUUAGCAGAGAACAAUGUCUGCGGCCAGACAAUCCUACAGAUUGUUGCCGAAGGCAGCGUUAUCAUUUGUGAGUUGCUGCGGUUGAAGGAGUUUAUACCGGAGAUUUUUUGCCUCAAAACCAAGGAAGAACAGCAAAAGUAUGGUGAAAUUAUUAUGGAUUUCAACUACUUCCAAAUAUCGGACGCUCAGGAAGCGAAAAUCGAGGCGGAUGAGAAGCUGCAAGCACUGGACGAGGAAAUUAAAGAUAACUACCUGCUGAUUUUGAAUCGUUUCUAUAUUGUGUUUGAAAGCAUUCAUAAAUACAUCAAAGAUUUGAAUGCAUUCAUCGAUGAGUUGAACACGGGAUUGUUCAUCCAACAAUCGAUUGAGAAAGUGUUCCAGAAUGAGGAGGGAAAGCAACUCAUGUGCGAAGCAUUGUAUCUUUACGGGGUCAUGUUGCUAGUGGUCGAUCUGCAAAUUCCGGGUGUAGUUCGAGAACGACUUCUCGUAGCCUACUCCAGGUACAGUGCGUUGAAAACCGAUGGGGACAGCAAUAUCGAUGAGGUGUGCAAACUUCUACGCUCCACUGGAUUCAACGAUGUCGUUAACACGAAGAAACUUUCCAACUAUCCGGAGGACUAUUUCGUUCGUAUCCCAUUGAAUCCCCUCUAUGUGGAGAUGGUUAUUGGGCGACUACGAUCCGAUGAUGUUUACAAUCAGAUUGCUGUGUAUCCUUUACCGGAACAUCGAUCCACUGCGCUGGCCAGCCAGGCGGGGAUGCUUUACGUGUGUUUAUUUUUCUCCACCAGCACAUUGCACAAACAAACAGCGCGGAUGCGCGAAAUUGUGGACAAAUUUUUCGCCGAUAAUUGGAUUGUAUCAUUCUACAUGGGCAUAACGGUGAAUCUGUUGAAUGCAUGGGAUAGUUUCAACGCGGCAAAAUCCGCGUUACUUAACACAUUGGACACCGAUAAUUUGAACGAAAUAUGCGUCAGACAGAAACGAUCGAUGGAAACACUGCUAAGUCGCACCAGGAAUAUCCUGAAGGAGGGAAACCUAACGGAACAGAAACUGCUGGAUAACAUUCCAAAGGUGACGGGCUUAAUUCGGGAGUGCAAUAUUACUGUUCGUUGGGUUAUGCUUCACACCAGCCAACCCGUUAUCGAUAUCGGCAGUUCAGCUUCGCUGAAAAAAUGUCGCCAAGUGAAGGAAUUGAUUGAAAAAGAGAUAAACUUCAAGGGAAUUGAGUUCUUUGAGCUUCUGCUGAACACUGCCCAGUUGGAGUCAAAAAUAAGGGACAUCCUGAAGAGGGUGUUGGAUGACAGAGUGCAACGAUGGCAGACUUGCAAAGAGGAAGGUUGCGAACGGGUCCAAGAUUUGGUGGAAGCGUACUCGGGGCAGAAGCCCUUCGGUAAGAUGAAGAAAAAUGACAGUUUAGCUAAGUGGUUUUCCAACAUCCAGAAGGAGAUCGCACAGCUCAGUAACGAGGACAAAGAUUUGAGCACAUCCGGACGCAAUAUCAUUCAGUUGAUUCGAGCACUGGAAGAGGUUCAAGAUUUCCAUGAUCUUAAUAAAAAUAUGCAAGUGAAACAAAACAUUGCCGAGACCCGUCAGUUUCUGCAGCAAAUGUUCCACACGAUUAGCAUUAAGGAAGACGAUUUAAUCAAUCUUCAGCUGAUCGGAGACUUCAGCUACGCUUGGAGGUUGAUCGAUAACUACACCCAGAUGAUGCAGGAGAAUAUCAAGAAGCAGCCAAGCUUGGUGAUCAAACUAAGGGCAACCUUUUUGAAAAUGGCUUCUGCGCUGGAAAUUCCACUGUUACGGCUUAACCAAGCCGAAAGCGAACAUUUGAUGGAUGUUUCCAAGUACUAUAGCAAUGAGCUGGCAAAUUUCAUUCGGAAGGUGGUUCAGAUUAUUCCGCACACAAUGUUCUCAAUCCUUGCCGAGAUCAUCCAUCUGCAGACGAACGUGAUCAAGCAAAUCCCAAUGCGGCUCGAGAAAGACAAAAUGAAGGAAUACGCACAGUUGGAUGAACGCUUAACCAUAGCGAAACUGACCUAUUCUGUGUCGACAUUUACCGAAGGAAUACUUGCGAUGAAAACUACACUCGUAGGGGUCGUUGAGCUAGACCCUAAACAACUGCUUGAGGAUGGCAUUCGGAAGGAGUUUGUCAGAAACGUAUCGGAGGCUUUCCACCAUAAUUUAACGUUCAAUCUGAAAGCGAAGGAAUCCGAGCUGGAAGCAAAGUUGAUAGCUCUGCAUAAAAUCAUUGAUGGGUACAAGCGUUCAUUUGAGUAUGUACAGGAUUAUUUGAAUAUUCACUGUUUACGGAUAUGGAACGAGGAAAUGCAACGAAUCAUCAACUAUAACGUCCAGCGUGAGUGUAAUCCUUUCGUGAAAAACAAAGUGCUUGGGUGGGGGGAUUCGGAGUACCAGAACGGUGCGAUAGCUAUUCCAAGCUAUGGACCCACCGAUAUGGCAUCAAUUACAUUCGUGGGAAGAUUGGCUCGUGAAAUAUUGAGGAUAACUGAUCCUAGAAUCACGACAUACAUAGAAAUUUGUAAUACCUGGUACGAUCAGAAGACGCACAAAAUUGUGCUAACCAACAAAAUCGCCAGUAGGAUAAACGAGGCAUUUGGACCAAUCGGUCUGAUGGGUCUUGACAAGCUGUACUCUUUUUUAGUGGCGUCAGAGCUGGACAUUUUUCUGGUUACGAUACAACGGAAGCUGCAGGACGAGCCCAGUUGGCAUGAUGUGCUCGGCAAUGUCGAGUCGGAGCUGCAAAAGGCUGACUUCGUUGAUAAUCCAGCGAAGACGUACGCAAGCCUCAUCACCACAUUCACUCGGAUAUGGCCCAAGCUACAGGAUUGGAUCCUGAAAAUCGGCCAAAAACAAAUCAUUCGAACACAUAUAGCUUUCGAGAUUAAUUGCAGCUGCAAGGUCAAAUCCACCAAGCUAGAAUCUUCGCUGAGAACACUGAACGAUGCCAUUUUGAUGGACGUGAAACGGCAUAUGCUGGAUGAAAGCAAACCGCUUCCCAGCUCAGAUUUGGUUUCCGAACUGAAUCGCUAUUUGGAGUGCGCUGGAUUAUACAGCCCUUACAAGAAGAAAUAUAUCAGCACCAAGAACCCACGGUUCCUACCGUUGCUAGGGUUUCUAUUUUUGAUCGCUCAUUUGCCACGAUUCCAGUAUAUGAAAAACGUCGACAGCUUAAUCGCAAAGAAAAAGAACGAUACUAUCGAUGGUUUUCCCUGUGUGAUAGGAUUACUGACGCUAUUCGGACAAUUCCAGGAGCGUGAAAUGGACCUUUUCAUUCAGUACACUUGUCAAUAUGUAAUGUCCUUUGUGGAUACCAACCUUAAGGCAAAGCAGGAAAUUUGCGUGGAAGCGGUGAUGGCACUGCGAUUUCUGGAAACAUUCACUCGUGUCGCGGAGAUUCCACGAAGCCAUUUGGAGCAGUUCAUUCCAGAUUCGAUUUUGAACCAAUACGAGUUUCUAUCAGGCGGCAAAUCUUGACAUCAAAAUGAUCUUUGGUGCCUCAGAGGUGGAGCAUCUUGAGUUUUUUUUUGUUAAAUAUAGAGUUUUGGUUGGUUCAUGAAGGCGAUGAGUCUACCUUGGUACGUAGAGUGAAGUUUACGCGUACGCGAUCGUACAUAAACUACGCGGUCAUUUUAGCCAUCUUUUUAGAUAUUUUAUAUAUACGAACAUAAAGCGAUGUUUCAAUCUUAUGCA
Molecule: messenger RNA, 3987 nt
Organism: Toxorhynchites rutilus septentrionalis
Lineage: Eukaryota; Metazoa; Arthropoda; Insecta; Diptera; Culicidae
Gene: Strump
Product: WASH complex subunit 5
Exons: 6
Coding region: 262-3771 (1169 amino acids)
Biological process (GO): endosome fission; endosome organization; actin filament polymerization
Cellular component (GO): WASH complex; endosome
Source: RefSeq, a predicted model, not a curated record